CGGCGCCCGGGCAGAGUCCUCACCUGGAGGGACAGGUGUGCUCAUCUCGCAUCUCCGAGAGGCCGGCCUGCGAGUGUCAGUGGAUCACUUUGUGAACUUCCUGGGGUGGCCAGCAUCUACUUUCGAGACAGUCACUUUGGUGGUCACCAGAAUCCCCUGGAUGCUUUGGAAGUGGUGAGAGUGAGUCAUGGAGCUGCGUGUGGGAAACAAGUACCGCCUGGGACGGAAGAUCGGGAGUGGGUCUUUUGGAGACAUCUACCUGGGUGCCAACAUUGCCUCUGGUGAAGAAGUUGCCAUCAAGCUCGAGUGUGUGAAAACGAAGCACCCGCAGCUACACAUCGAGAGCAAGUUCUACAAGAUGAUGCAGGGAGGAGUGGGAAUCCCAUCCAUCAAGUGGUGCGGAGCUGAGGGGGAUUACAAUGUGAUGGUCAUGGAGCUGCUGGGGCCCAGCCUCGAGGACCUCUUCAACUUCUGCUCCCGCAAGUUCAGCCUCAAGACAGUGCUGCUCCUGGCCGACCAGAUGAUCAGCCGCAUCGAGUACAUCCACUCCAAGAACUUCAUACACCGGGACGUCAAGCCUGACAACUUCCUCAUGGGGCUGGGGAAGAAGGGCAACCUGGUGUACAUCAUCGACUUCGGCCUGGCCAAGAAGUAUCGGGACGCCCGCACGCACCAGCACAUCCCCUAUCGGGAAAACAAGAACUUAACCGGCACUGCCCGCUACGCCUCCAUCAACACCCACCUGGGCAUCGAGCAAAGCCGUCGAGAUGACCUGGAGAGUCUGGGCUAUGUGCUCAUGUACUUCAACCUAGGGUCCCUGCCCUGGCAGGGCCUCAAAGCAGCCACCAAGCGCCAGAAGUACGAGCGCAUCAGUGAGAAGAAGAUGUCGACACCGAUUGAGGUCCUCUGCAAAGGCUACCCCUCUGAGUUCUCAACAUACCUCAACUUCUGCCGCUCCCUGCGGUUCGACGACAAGCCUGACUACUCCUACCUGCGCCAGCUCUUCCGCAACCUCUUCCACCGGCAGGGCUUCUCCUAUGACUACGUCUUCGACUGGAACAUGCUCAAAUUCAUGCGGCCCCCCUCAUGCCAGCCCCCCGCCCUUCCCUGUGGACGACCCCAGGACCAACUAGGGCGCGGCCCGGAACCCCGAGGAUGUGGACCGGGAGCGGCGAGAACACGAGCGCGAGGAGAGGAUGGGGCAGCUCCGGGGUUCCGCGACCCGGGCCCUGCCCCCUGGCCCACCCACGGGGGCCACCGCCAACCGGCUCCGCAGUGCUGCCGAGCCCACAGCUUCCACCCCAGCCUCCCGCAUCCAGCAAGCUGGCAACACUUCUCCCAGGGCGAUCUCACGAGUCGACAGAGAGAGGAAGGUGAGCAUGAGACUACACAGGGGUGCGCCCGCCAACGUCUCAUCCUCCGACCUCACUGGGCGGCAAGAGGUCUCCCGGAUUUCAGCCUCACAGACAAGCGUGCCAUUUGACCAUCUCGGGAAGUGAGGAGGAGCCACCAUCGGACCAGUAUUUGCUUAGUGUCUUCACUGUAUUUUCUUUUAAAAAACAACAACAACAACAAAAAGAUGGGGAAAAAAACCACUCAAAAGAACAAAAAGAAAAAAACCCAGCAUAAAACCGACGAUGGAUUUUGUUUCUUUUAUUUUUUUCCUCUUUUUCUUUCUUUCUUUCUUUUCUUUCUUUCUUUCUUUCUUUCUUUUCUCUUUCUUUCUUUCUUUCUUUCUUUCUUUCUUUCUUUUUCUCUUUCUUUCUCUCUUUCUUUCUUUUUUUUUUUUUUUUGCCAAUGGCAAGAAGAUGGGAUGCUUUCAGCACAGAGGAUUCUUGUCCCUAUGCGUUUCCCACUGUCCACAACCUUCAGGCUGCCAAAUGCUCCCCAGACACUGGGCUACAGGAGUCAGACGCCAUGGCCCUGCCCCAGCCAACACAGACACCGGCUGGACGGGGCUGUCUCUCUGCUGGAGAUGCAUCUGGUCCUCAUGGGCGGGCCAUCGAAAGGUGGCCCGAGGAACUGGGGGAAAGGUUUGGUUGGUGGGAGGCAGAUCCCACUGAGUGCUCUUGAGCCUCAGGACCCCAGGAGACACGCACAGCCCCUACUGCCCUGAAAUGACUGUGGCUGAAUUCCUGCAUUGGGCUUUUUCCAAUGUCCCCUGAGCGUUUGGGUCUCUUCUUUGCCUCUCCAAGAAGACUUUGAGGAAUGGGUGGCGAGGUGCUGGGGGCUGCGAUUCUCGUGUGCGUGUGUGUCUGUGUCUGUAGCUCCCGGGCAGCGGGUGCCCCGCUCCACCUGCCAGGCCGAAUUUCUAUUCUCCUAACAAGGACAUGGGGGUAGGCAGUGACUCCCAUGUCCCUCAAGGGCAGAGGGCCCUUGCCACUCCCGACCCCCAACUGUCAUCAGCCUGUGGCAGCCCCCACCUCCCCUUCUGGGUCUUAGGGCAGAAUCCAUGGAGACUACUUCCAGAAAGCAUCCGGUUCCUGGGUUAUAAAUUAAUUCUCCAGUCCCAAGGCACCUGGGGCCCCACCCUCCCUGGGUUCUGCCUCUUGAGGAGCAGCCUGGGGUCAGGGCUGGGCCCUGGAUUUAUCCACCCCUCCUAGGUAACACCCCAUUUUUACUUUAUUUUUGUUUGUUUUUCUCUGUGUGUGUGUAUUUCCUAAUUUAUUUACCUCUUUUCCCCCUUUUUUUCUUUUUCUUUUUUUUUUUUAAUUAAAGAGCAAAGCUUUUUAUUACUUUGUAAUUUAAAAAACUGAAAAAAAAAAUACUGAAGAACUUUGGGGGGAAUUUUGUACUUUUUUCCUGUGUAAAUAUUGGACUUUUUUGAGCUUUAUUGUGGUUGUUAAUUUGAAGUAAUAAAGUAGAAAAGGAUAAAGUGA
Nyctereutes procyonoides (raccoon dog) is the source of this 2879-nucleotide messenger RNA. It is a transcript of the gene CSNK1E, whose product is annotated as casein kinase 1 epsilon. Gene Ontology annotation, molecular function: ATP binding; protein serine/threonine kinase activity. The record is from RefSeq and is a predicted model, not a curated record. Gene Ontology annotation, biological process: endocytosis; peptidyl-serine phosphorylation; signal transduction. The coding region runs from base 188 to 1483 and encodes 431 amino acids. Lineage: Eukaryota; Metazoa; Chordata; Mammalia; Carnivora; Canidae. The transcript has 13 exons. Gene Ontology annotation, cellular component: cytoplasm; nucleus.